UGCCACGAAAUUGGAGUUGAGCACCCAACUAUUUUCGACUAUUUGACAUUUCGUUUGCGGUGUGUGACAAUUCGGCCAAUUCUUUCCUUAUUUACUUCUCCAGAACAAUACAAAAAGUUUUGCCGAAUUUCACAAGGAUAAUUGAAAAUGUCCUUAAUAAGAGGUUCCGCUUGUGCAUUAAGAAUAUUAUGUUCGGGCGGUCAACAGCUUACAAACCAAAACAUCCGUAACAUUGCAAGAUGGGUGGCACCAACACUAAAAGAAAUAAGGAAACGCAAAAAUAAAAUGGCACCAUCCCCGCCAGUGAAACGAUCCGGUUUCAUUGACUGGAAUUGGAAUGCCGAACUGUUUGCAUUUUCAAAGCGUUUACACGAAGACUUCAAUCCGGAAUUUCUGCAAGAAGCCUUUACUGUACGAUCGUACAUCAUACAGGAGGAACAGAAACAGCAGGCUGUUGGCAUUGAAAAUCCCGUCACGAAUCUAAAGGAUAAUUUAGCAUUGGCUAGUAGUGGAACUGAUAUACUGUCUGCGUAUGCGGAGAUGUUCAUUUCAUCACAGUUGCCAAAACUACCGAUCAAUGGAGUGCGCGCUGUAAGAGAUUAUUUACUGUCUGACGGGGUGUUGGCUAACGUUUCACGACAUAUUGGCACCAAGGACCUUAUUUUAACAGCGGAAUUCCCACCAGACAAACCAACUCUAGCCAACACGUUCAAAGCUGUCGUCAGUGCAUUGAACAAAUCAUCCGGAAACGAAAAAUCGUUUGAGUUCGUUCGCGAUUUUCUUUUCACACAACUGAAUCAGAAGGACAUCGACAGUAUGUGGGACAUUGAACGACCAAUCGAAUUGUUGCAAGAGUAUUGUAGGGCGAACAAAUUCGCCGAACCUGAACCACGAUUACUGAACGAUGCCGGUAAAAAUACCAUAAUGGCCGUGUACCAUGUUGGUAUCUACUGUGAUCGCAAAAUGUUAGCGGCCGGAUUUGGCGAGAAUGUUAAUACGGCUAUCGAAGUGGCAGCAAUAAAUUGCUUAAAGAGAUUCUACGACAUUGAGAAUCCACGGCCGUACAAUUUCAAAAUAACUUUAAAGGAAGUUGAAGAGUCCCUUCAAAACAGACGCAAAGUUGAACGGCAAGUUUGAUGUUAGUGGCUUAGAUUAAGGCGUUCAAAGAAUUAGAAUUUUUCCUUUAAUUUACAAAAA
Molecule: messenger RNA, 1197 nt
Organism: Bradysia coprophila
Lineage: Eukaryota; Metazoa; Arthropoda; Insecta; Diptera; Sciaridae
Product: large ribosomal subunit protein mL44-like
Biological process (GO): RNA processing
Molecular function (GO): double-stranded RNA binding; ribonuclease III activity
Source: RefSeq, a predicted model, not a curated record